This is a messenger RNA of Trypanosoma theileri, 1290 nucleotides long. RefSeq lists its product as uncharacterized. Gene Ontology annotation, molecular function: protein-macromolecule adaptor activity. The transcript has a single exon. NCBI's taxonomy places the organism in Eukaryota, Euglenozoa, Kinetoplastea, Trypanosomatida, Trypanosomatidae. Gene Ontology annotation, biological process: protein processing; positive regulation of catalytic activity. Gene Ontology annotation, cellular component: endoplasmic reticulum; gamma-secretase complex; membrane. The record is from RefSeq and is a predicted model, not a curated record. Bases 1 to 1290 code for a protein of 429 amino acids.
AUGUACUUUUCUGGUGUUAUUGGCGCCUUCUUGUUUUUAUAUGCCCCGCUAGUGAUUUGUGGAGCGGUUUCUGCUGUGUUCCGACCACAAUUAUUAGUGGUGGCUCUCUUUGGGGCUGGUGCUUCUCUUCUCUCCUUUCUCAUCACUGGACUCUUCUACACUAUUAUACACCUUCUAUUCCCAUCGGCUAACACCUCUCUCUUUGUAGCGAUAGUGGUGAUAUUGGUGCAUGUAGCCGCUGCAGGGGCAUUACGUGUGGGUCUCUUCACUUUACUGUUGUGGGUGGAGAAAUAUGCACGUGUGUUUGGGCAACUCCUCGCGGUGAGUUCUGUGCGAUUUGCAUUCGUAGCGGCCGCAGCGGGAUGUGGCUUCGGUGGAUUAUCGGCAUUGCGGGGCGCAGGCACUAUGAUUGAUGCGACUCGACGGCUUACAUUCUACACAGCGGGAACCACCGCGUAUGAUAUGAAUAUUUGUCCACAGUUACCACUUCUUGUGCACAGUACACUACAGGGAUUUUUCUUACUACUUGCACAGAUUGCAUGGGGUGUGAUGACAGGACAGGCAAUCGCCGCAUUACAGGAAUACUCCGUGAAGGAAGCAUGGCAUUUGUGUACUCGUUCUUGUUGUUUUUGGCGUCCACAAACAUAUGUAGAAGACGUUGUAAUGGAAUCCUCUGAUGAUCUUCUCUACAGACCACUACGUCCUGCUUCUCCAGAUGUUGGGGAAAUGAUGACUUCUGCAAAGCAAACGGAAGUCACGGAUGUGGAGCACAUGAAGUCAGUGCUGCAUACAAUUACGAGUAAAGAUUCUCCUAAAAAAGAGAAAGAAGAGAAGUCGGGUGAGGCAAAGAGUAAAACAAAUCAUUCUUUAGAGGAAAGAGAAGAAAGGGAAACGACGGAAGGAAGGGAAUUUACACAAUCUAAUGUAGAAGAAACAGUAGAAACAACAAAAGGAACAGAAGAAGAAACAGAGAAGGAAAAACCAGUUACUAGGACAAACUCUGUUAAGAAGGAAGAAAAAUCAUCAUUAAAUCAUACUUUACCGAAGAUGACACUACUGCAAGAAACACCAUCAAUAGCCUUAAUAUCUCUUAUUGCUUCUAUUUUCCUGCAUCUACUCUUCGCGCUUGCCUCUUUGAUGAAUAGGGGUGCUUACAAUGAUGAGACGCAUGAGGAAGUGCCAUUGCGUGGUUGUGCAGUUUCCCUCCCUUUUCAAGCUUUCAUUACGAUGUUGUCCCUUAUUUGGAUGAGUUUGCUGCUCUAUAAUGAGAGACGUGAAGAGAAACCGUGA